AUGGAAUGCUGCUGGAAGGCGAGUGCAUGCGAAGAUGACAGGAGUCGCGCGGGGAAGCACCAGUGGACGCGCCUGGCGCCUCAGGAGGUGCGUGGCUUGAGUAUGGGAUGCGAGAGCAGCAACGUCGAAUUGCUGAGGGUCGUGUCGAGCAAGGUCCGAUUGAUAACCAAACCCCGCUACGGCCUUCGCUUUUCAAAAAAAGAAUCAAGUGCACAAGCCCGCUUUAUCAAGAGCAAAUUGGCUCGCUCGCGCACGCGCACUUAUCGGGUCUGUCUUGGCUCGGCUACGAUCUUACCGCGAAGAUCUUGGUUGCGUUUUACCUUUUCUUUGUGCGUCUGCCGUCGAGACGGCAGUGUCUGGGUCGAGUCAGCCUUGAACGACCCAAGGACGACAUCAUCAUCGAGACACGGUAGCGCCGCCUUGGCGUCGUACCCGCCUUGCCGACAUCUCCCACAAGAAGAUUCAACUCGAACUCUUCUUAAUCCAACCACCUCUCACAUUCCUUAUCUCUCUCUUGGCAGUCCACCAUCCUUUGCCCCAUCGUCACGUCAGCGCCGCCGUUGCCUACGCACGAGCUACUCUCUCACCCCAAAACUCAUUUGGAUGUACACGGCUUUGCCUCCCUCGUCACUCUUCAGCGUGGCUCGUCGUCACAGCUCACCUUCGCACCUCGUCCAACGUCUUGUUUCUACCAGAUCCCUUACCACCACCACCACCCGCAUCACUCUCCGCCACCCCACUACCACCCGAUCUCACUCUACCGCUUCCUCGUCGUGCAGCACCUCGUCCAAGAUGCAGCCCGUCGCCGAACUCAUCUCCAAGAACAAGGCAUGGAGUGCCGACUUCAUCUCCAAGAAGCCUGAGCUGGCUGCUCAUCUCGCCCAGAAGCAGACUCCCAAGAUGCUCUGGUUCGGUUGCGCCGAUUCGCGUGUUCCCGAGACCACCGUCUGCGACGCCCAACCGGGUGACUUUUUCGUCUCGCGAAACAUCGCCAACCAGUUCCGCACUGACGACACUGCUGCCCUCGCGCUCCUCACCUUCGCGGUCCAGUCGGUGGGAAUCGAGCACGUCUGUGUCGUUGGUCACUCCAUGUGCGGUGGUGUCUUGGCUGCUCUGGGAAGCGCAGAUGCUCCACCCAGCGAUAAGGACCUCGCCGAAAGCGCUCUCCUUCAACACCUCGUGCCGCUGUUCAAGGUCGCAAAGAAGGUCAAGGACGCAAACCCAGACUUGCCCAAGGACGAGCUGGCCUUCAAGGUCGUGCAGGCGUCCGUCGAGGAGCAGAUCGACAACAUCGUCAACACCCAGAUCAUCAAGGACAACUGGAACGGCGUCACUUCGCCUCUCUCCGGUAAAGUCAUGAACAAGGUGCAGGUGCACGGCCUUUACUUUGACAUUGCAAAGCAGGAACUCGUCGACUUGAACAUGACCAAAUCGGCUCCUUGA
Pseudozyma hubeiensis SY62 is the source of this 1443-nucleotide messenger RNA. Its product is annotated as carbonic anhydrase. Gene Ontology annotation, molecular function: zinc ion binding; carbonate dehydratase activity. Gene Ontology annotation, biological process: cellular response to carbon dioxide; cellular response to oxidative stress. The record is from RefSeq and is a predicted model, not a curated record. Lineage: Eukaryota; Fungi; Basidiomycota; Ustilaginomycetes; Ustilaginales; Ustilaginaceae. The transcript has 2 exons. Bases 1 to 1443 code for a protein of 480 amino acids.